This is a messenger RNA of Erythranthe guttata (spotted monkey flower), 1840 nucleotides long. Its product is annotated as Protein kinase superfamily protein. NCBI's taxonomy places the organism in Eukaryota, Viridiplantae, Streptophyta, Magnoliopsida, Lamiales, Phrymaceae. Gene Ontology annotation, molecular function: protein kinase activity; ATP binding. The record is from RefSeq and is a predicted model, not a curated record. Gene Ontology annotation, biological process: protein phosphorylation.
UGGUUUUUUAUUUUUUCAAUUUGUACUUGUUUUUUGCAUAUUAAAUAAAUAUAAAAUUAAUAAUUAUGACCGUGUUUAAUUAGCCGUAAGUAUGUACUCAAAAUAAUUUGACCUCACCAUCUUGACAUUUGUAGCUGCCAAGAUCUUACGCAUCUCUCGUUGGACUUUCUUAUUAAGAUUUAUUAUUAGUCCAAACCCUACUUUUUAUUUGUUCUAUGUAUUCUGCUUCUCCGCCGCAUGAUCAAUUUGUCUGAAAUUCAGGUGUUGGAGAUUUCUCUUCUGUCCGAAAAUUUUGGGACUUUUGUUUUACCGAGGUUUUUCAGUUUGGAAAUUCUGUUCCUUUCGACGUUAUCUACCCAAGCUUAUAGCAGGGUGAAGUCAUUGGUCAAAUUCCGUAGAGAGUUAUGACCUGCCUAUCUUUCUUAUGCGGUAGAAGAUCGAAUUUAUCCAAUGAGCUUACGGGAGUGGACAAUGUUACUCUUUACACUUACAAGGAGCUGAAAAUCGCGACCAAUGAUUUUAGUCCGGCGAACAAAAUCGGGGAGGGCGGAUUUGGUUCUGUCUAUAAGGGUAAACUUCGGAACGGGCAGAUGGCUGCGAUUAAGGUUCUCUCAGCUGAGUCAAGACAAGGCGUACGAGAAUUCUUGACAGAAAUUCAAAUCAUUUCAGAUAUCGAGCACGAGAAUUUAGUGAAGCUCUACGGUUGUUGUGUGGAAGCCAAUCAACGGAUUCUCGUCUACAACUACCUUGAGAACAACAGUCUCGCACGAACCCUUCUUGGUGGAGGUCACAGCAGUAUAUACUUUAGCUGGCAAACACGAGUUAAGAUUUGCAUAGGAGUUGCGAGAGGGCUUGCUUAUCUACACGAGCAAGUGGUACCGCAUAUCGUCCACCGAGAUAUCAAAGCAAGCAAUAUUCUUCUCGACAGAGAUUUGACGCCCAAAAUAUCGGAUUUCGGCCUGGCCAAACUCAUGCCUCCGAACAUGACUCAUGUCAGCACACGUGUUGCGGGAACAAUAGGUUAUUUAGCACCAGAGUACGCAAUAAGGGGCCAGCUCACACGACGAGCUGACAUUUACAGUUUCGGUGUUCUUCUGAUCGAAAUAGUCAGUGGGAGAUGCAAUACCAAUACCCGAUUACCCAUAGACGAACAAUAUAUUCUCGAAAGGACAUGGCAUCUAUACGAGAAAAACGCGCUUGUAGCACUCGUAGACACAUCUCUGAACGGAGAUUUCGACGGUGAACGGGCUUGCAGAUUCUUAAAGAUUGGUCUGCUCUGCACUCAGGACGCUCCGAAGCUUCGGCCAUCCAUGUCAAGUGUUGUCCGAAUGCUUACUGGCGAAAAAGAUAUUGACGAAGCCACAAUUACAAAACCGGGAUUAAUUUCCGAUUUCAUGGAUUUGAAGAUUAAAAACGAUCCCAAACCGAGGCACGGGAUUAAUAACAACAUGUCUUCCAAUUUCAACUCUUCGGGCUCGGAUUCUUUGGAGAAUACUACAUUGACCUCUGCUUCGUCUUCUCAGGCUACCAUGACAUUUACCGCUGUUUACGAUAAGAGCAUGUGAAAGAUUGUACGUAUAGUUAAUUAUCCGCCGUGAAUUGAGACGAUUUUUUUUUUAUAGAAACGAAAAAUAUAUAUAUGUAUAGAUAAUUUUUUGUGUGAUUUUUGGUUGGCUUGUCUAAAUUGUUUUACUGCAUCAUUUAAUAUUUAUAUAGAGAGAGAAAAAAAAAUAGUUAUGUAAAUGUAGAUCAAAUGAAUAAUGAAUUCUUAUUAAAUUUGUGUAUGUUCAAUUUUCUAUUUGCUUAUUUAAUAAACUCCCUAUAAUUCUUUUUUUCCUUA